Messenger RNA from Oncorhynchus kisutch (coho salmon), 1382 nucleotides. Its product is annotated as zinc finger CW-type PWWP domain protein 2. Lineage: Eukaryota; Metazoa; Chordata; Actinopteri; Salmoniformes; Salmonidae. Gene Ontology annotation, cellular component: nucleus. The record is from RefSeq and is a predicted model, not a curated record. The transcript has 6 exons. Gene Ontology annotation, molecular function: zinc ion binding. The coding region runs from base 174 to 989 and encodes 271 amino acids.
UUGCCUUUUGCCGGGUAGCUAGCAAAAUGCUAAACUGGCGAGCUGGCUAGCUAAAUUCGCUAGUAGUAGUGAUGCACAUUAGCGAUUCAAUCUGUGUAAAGUUAAAUACAUUUAUUCGGAGAUAGCUAGCCAGCCAGUCAGCCAAGAUCGCUCAGUUCAGCUGUAAAACAAAAAUGAGUCUUCUUCCAGACCUGAAUGCCAAUGAGGAUGAAACAUCCUACUAUGUAGACAAGACCUGGGUCCAGUGCAAGUCUCCCAGAUGUCUGAAGUGGAGACUGGUACCAAAGAGUGAUGAAAUGGUGGCUGAGCUGGACCAUGGCAAGUCCUGGCACUGUCAUAUGAACCCAGAUCCUCUGUUCAGCCACUGCAGCAUCCCUCAGGGCCCUUUCCCCAACAACUCCCAGUUCAAGGAACAUGGCCUGAAGGUUGUGUACUCCGGGCUGCCUGUCGGGAGCCUGGUGCUGGUGAAAGCAUGUAACUGGCCAUGGUGGCCAGCCAUUCUAAGUCCAGACCCCAACGUGGAGGAGUAUGUGAGGCUGGACAGCGAGGGUUAUGUGGAGCACUACCAUGUUGAGUUCCUGGGGAAACCUCAUACCAGAUUCUGGGCUGCUGCCAAGCAUAUAGAACUCUACCACAACUCCUUCACUAAACCCAGAUACAGGAACCUGCGAGGCGCUAUGAGGAAGUCGUAUGAGGUGGCGAUGGAGGAGGUGGCUAAGGUCAGGGAGAUGGGCUGUGAGGAGAGACUGCAGAUCAGCCACUUCCAGCCACAGGAUUUGUUGAGUCAGGCUCAGAGGUUAAUGCAUGCUAUUGAGAGGAUGCUCAGACAAUACUCCAACCAGCAGGACAACCAGGACAAGCGGGACCAGAGGAUUCGGAUGUGGGAUGCCAGCAUCGAGGAGGACGGAGACACUCUGAUCAUAGAAGGGUUCAGGUUUGACAGCGCCACCUGUCUGGAGGACCUGAUGACUGCAGGAAACAAGAAAUAAAGAAGAUAUUUUUUUUUUAAACAAGAUUCUUUUUUUUAACAAGAUAUUUCCAGAUCGUUUUUUCUUCAAGACAUGUUAAUCCUUUCCCCUUAAAAGUGCUUUAUAUUGUAUGAUAUUUAUUUGAAAUGUUAUAUUUUUCUAAAAUAUUUGUUUACUGUGGUCAUUGUUGAAGACAAUAUAGAUUGUGGUGACUGGCAGUAUGAAGAAGCCUUCAUCCUCAGUACAGUCUUUCCUGUUUGGCCCGUUUGUUAAAUGUUUCCCUGUGUUCAUUCAUUCUCAAGUUGUCAUCGUAUGUUAUUGUUAUUCCAGUGCAACACGGCUGUAUGUUGUGUUCCUCAUGGUGUUUAACGGUCAGAGAAUGGAGGAAAUAAACGUUGGUAUCAGACAAGAAAA